Messenger RNA from Suillus fuscotomentosus, 897 nucleotides. RefSeq lists its product as uncharacterized. The coding region runs from base 1 to 897 and encodes 298 amino acids. The transcript has 8 exons. NCBI's taxonomy places the organism in Eukaryota, Fungi, Basidiomycota, Agaricomycetes, Boletales, Suillaceae. The record is from RefSeq and is a predicted model, not a curated record.
AUGGGUCCAGAGCGCACAAAGUAUUCUUGCGAGACGAAGGCAGCCAAAAGACAGCGGGAUCAGGUGGUUGUAGAUGCGAUUUGCAAGGAGAAAGCGUCGGAUUCGUCAUCGAGACUCGACAAACCUCAAUCAGCUAUUCGUAUCAUCCCUGUACCAAUUGAAACACAAAAUCAUGCAGAAUUCCUCGAUGUGGACUUCAGUCAUGAUGAUCCAGUGACCGGUCCAGGCCCUUCUGCACUUAAUGAACUGGAAGUUGUGGCUGCAGUCCCCACCUUCAAUCAAGACGACAUCAAGAUCGAGUAUCAUCCGAGUAGCAGCAUCGAGGCCAAGGUAUACGGCUUUGAUAGCUUUGAGCGUCAUGCCUCAGAAUUCCUUGCCCCCCCACCUGAUGGCCAACCUUGGCGUCUGUUCAAAUCUCGGCUUGAAUUCGAAAUUGCCGAGAUCAUGCUCGAGGUUGGCUUUAACAACCAACAAUCCGAUCGGUUCAUCAAGCUAUGUCACCGCUGUGCUGUGGGCAAGGAGAAGUUCACAUUCAAAAACCACAAGGAUAUCCACAACAUGUGGGAGGCAGCCUCACACCGCAUUACGAAGUUUGAUGGUAAUGCAUUCGUUUCUUUUGUUGAUGAGCCUUUCACUGCGCGAGAUAUUUGGGAUGUGCAAUCGCAACUCCCUCCAGGUGCGAAGCCACUGGCAUAUAUACUCUACAUGGAUAAGACGAAACUCUCCUCCUUCGGUACCGCAAAAGGGUAUCCGGUCUAUGCUCGUUUAGCAAACUUACCGACUGCAAUUCGAAACGGGCGAGGUACAGGUGGCAGUGCUGCUGAUGCAGUUUACAUAGGUCAAGCACAUACUACAGUGACCUAUCUCCGUAUAAUACGAGGGAACGGACGUGCAUAA